UGUAAAGGGAUAUUUGGAAGACCAAAGCUCAUACAAACUCUUCUUCACUGAUGUGAUUCUUUUCUUGCAAAAAUCUUUGUGUUUCUAUAAACUAAUAUAAAAUAUUUCAUUCCGAUUUUGCAUUUUGGAGCGAAAAUUGUUGCGAGUAAUGCAAGACAUCCACUCGAUCGCAGGUGGCUGCAUAUUCAGCGGCGGUGGCGGUGGAGGUGGAGGUGGAGGUGGAGGAGGAGGAGACAAAAGGUUACGAUCGCACCACCAUCACAACCAUCAAGCUCUCAAGUGUCCUCGUUGCGAUUCUCUCAACACGAAAUUCUGUUACUACAACAACUACAACCUCUCUCAGCCACGUCAUUUCUGCAAGAGCUGCCGUCGUUACUGGACAAAAGGCGGCAUCCUCCGUAACGUUCCCGUCGGCGGUGGCUGCCGCAAAGCCAAGCGCACCAAAACCAAAGCUUCGUCCGAAACCACCGCAGUCGCCGCCUCCGCACUUCCGCCUCCGGAGCAACAACACGGUGAUCAACGUAAAGCGAAUUCUCAUUCUAGUAGCGAGAGUUCGAGUCUUACUGCCACUAACUCUAACGUUGCAGUGCCAAAUCAAAACAACUACAGUUCUGCCGCUGGCACGGCGGAGGCGGUAACCUCUCAUUCUAACUUGAUAAAUGUGAGUGAACCGAAGUUUUACGGAAACCCUAAUAAUUUAGGGUUAGAGCCAGGAUUGCUAGAACAAGGAUCAGACUGCGGGAUAUUUCCGGAGAUUGGGAGUUUUACGAGCUUGAUUACAUCAUCAAACAACGAAACGAUGUCGUUUGGUUUCGAUAAGGUAUUAAACGGGCAAGCACUUGAGCAAGGACAGUGGCAGCAACAGCAUCAAAAGAUGAUGAGGAUGGGAGAGGAUGAAAUCAACGGUGGAUUGCUUGAUCAGACGGUGCAGGUUGAGUUAUCAAAUAUGCAUAGUAGAUCAGAGAAUGGUUUUGGAGCGUUGGAUUGGCAAGGGAAUGAAGAUCAAGGGUUGUUUGAUCUUCCUAACGAUGUUGAUAAGACAUAUUGGAGUCAAACACAGUGGCCUGAUCAAGAUCAUCAUGGCCUCUAUCUCCCGUAAAUUAUCUCUGACCCUUUUUUCUCCCACUUAAAUUAUUUAUUAACUACAAAAUUGAAAUAGAGAUUAAAAAAAAUCUCAUAAAAUCAAAUCUCAAGGCAGGAUUUAACUGUUAUUUUCGUUAUUAAUUAUGAUAAUUUCGUCCAAGUGUGUACUUUAUACAGUUAUAUGGGUAUAUGAAUAUAACUGUUCCCCCUUUUGUAAUUUUUUAAAAAAACGUUUUCUUUCAUUUUUAUAGUAUUGAAGUUUUAUUUGGGUGA
Messenger RNA from Gossypium raimondii (Peruvian cotton), 1356 nucleotides. RefSeq names its product dof zinc finger protein DOF5.4. Gene Ontology annotation, molecular function: DNA-binding transcription factor activity; DNA binding. The record is from RefSeq and is a predicted model, not a curated record. Bases 149 to 1099 code for a protein of 316 amino acids. Gene Ontology annotation, biological process: regulation of DNA-templated transcription. NCBI's taxonomy places the organism in Eukaryota, Viridiplantae, Streptophyta, Magnoliopsida, Malvales, Malvaceae. The transcript has a single exon.